AUGAAAAGCAUAAUCCACAUAUCGUUGUUCUUCGUUGUCCUGCUGAUAUUUACACAUGAGUGCAAACUGGAAAGUGGGAGAAUUACAAGUUAUGCACUUAGCAAUUUAACAGCCGGUUCGGUAGAUAGUGACGGGGCGAAUGGUAAGGAGGGCAUCGAGAAGUGCAAAGGAAGAAAUGGUGAUAUGCAGGUGAAAGAGGGUAGUUCCAGGAAGGGUGGGUUGUACACCCGUGUGGGAAGUGAUGGAACGAAGGGAGAUCCUUUGAAUAAACAGGGUGAUGCGGACAUUGCGGAGAAUCAGCAACAUGAAGAAUGUGUUAACUCUGCAGAUGCGCUAGCCUCUGGGGGAGAUGAUGAGUUGGACGAUGAGGAGGUGGACCAUGAACAGGACGACGGCGAUGAGGAGUUCGAUGAUGAGUUCGACGAUGAGUUCGACGAUGAGUUCGAUGAUGAGUUCGAUGAUGAGGACGAUAAUGAAGGAGACGAACAAAAUUGGGACGAAACGUACGAGUUAACAUCAAUUAAGGAAGAAGACGAAGAAGAAAAGUAUUCAGAUGGUGGAAGGAGCCCUGGGUAUGUGGACAGAGAAAGUGGCAAAAGCACCUCCUUAGAAGGUAAAGAAGUGGACAACAUGGACGAACAGGGCGAUGGGGAAAAAGACAAAAAUUUGAUUCCACCAGGUGAUGGCAAGGUGAACAAUGUGCUUAUGGAGGAUUAUAAAAAUGCGAAUAGAAUUAAGGAGGUAGCAGGUGGUUUAGUCGAAACUAUGAUUAACAUGCUGGAUGAAAGCGGGGAUAAUGAUGAGGUAAGAAUGUUUGCCAAAGACAUUAUUGAAUUUUUCACCAUUGAUUUAAACAUACAGAAGGGAGAUUCUCCAUGA
Messenger RNA from Plasmodium knowlesi strain H, 879 nucleotides. RefSeq names its product conserved Plasmodium protein, unknown function. NCBI's taxonomy places the organism in Eukaryota, Apicomplexa, Aconoidasida, Haemosporida, Plasmodiidae. The transcript has a single exon. The coding region runs from base 1 to 879 and encodes 292 amino acids. The record is from RefSeq and is a predicted model, not a curated record.